AUCUCAAGAAUUAAGCAACUGAGCUUUUCAUCAACACGAUAUCCCACCUUUCUCGCUACUCCGCAUUUGCCUGAUUGCCCCGACAUCUUGACAGUCUGUUUCGGGUAACAUUUUAGUGACGUCAUCAACCAGCCCCUCCUCCAUACUCCAUCCGACUCUACUUCAACUACUUUAUCUCAUUUCUUCCCACCCCACCUUCUCUUGUUUCUCCUCCAGUACCGACAGUCAAAUCUGCCUACUACGAGGAACUCUCAGUGAUCAUUAUCUUUUCAAAACCACUCAAUUGAUUCCAUCGUCAACCCCUCAAAUCUAUCAAAAUGCCUCGUGCCGUUGAGCAAACCUCCAAGAUGUUCUACAAGGGUUCAUCUGAUGACUUCGUCAUCUUUGUCGACGAUAACGACAUUGUGAACAAGUGGCGCAACGACCGCUCCAUCCCCCUGGCCGACGUGGUCAACGGCUUCAAGAUCUUUGUCACUCACAAGCACGGAGCCCAGGGUAUCCUGGACAACGCCAGCAAGUCGAGCCUCCAGAACGAGUUCGGCACCGACAACGAGGACGACUGCUUGAUCAAGAUCUUGGAGAACGGUGAAUUCCAGAGCUCUCAGUCCCGUGAGCGUCAGGAUGACACCAACUUCGCCAACGGCCCUGCUCUUCGAUAGAUGAUGCUAGACGCUUUCUAAUAAGCUGAUGCUACUGCUGGCUGGCUGGCUGGCUGGCUGGCUGGCUAGCUGUUUUCCUGUUCUGCUGCAGAAGUGUUCAGGAUAAUUUCUUUGAUGUUUAUUCUCUCUUGAUGAGCCCAUGUGUUUCUAGCGGAUGAAAUAUGGUUUUUUAAACCUGGUACCAUGGUACCAACCAAUCUGGGGUGUUUUGAGAAACGUGUGAUAUGUUGAUUGUGGUGGAAAUAGGUUGACUAAUUUAGUGUCUACUUGUUUGAUAACUGAAUACAAAUACCCAUGU
Aspergillus fijiensis CBS 313.89 is the source of this 957-nucleotide messenger RNA. Its product is annotated as SBDS family protein. NCBI's taxonomy places the organism in Eukaryota, Fungi, Ascomycota, Eurotiomycetes, Eurotiales, Aspergillaceae. The coding region runs from base 318 to 659 and encodes 113 amino acids. The transcript has 3 exons. The record is from RefSeq and is a predicted model, not a curated record.